AUGAACUCAGCCCAUCUCGGAUCAGGAUUCAGGAAUCAGGAACCCCCCAAUCCACUCGCUGGAUCGGCAUCGACGAUAGCCAUGAGGUCCAUGACGCAUUUACGUAAAGACACCCUCCCCUUCCCGCAUGGUUAUGCCACGGCUGCGGAUGAUUCGAUGUGGCUUGGAUUCAGCACCGUCGGUAUGAAGCUUGUUCAGAAUCUGGCGGGCUUUCCUCGCCUGCUGCUGGCCGGCAACCCUUCAAAAAUCGACCUUGGCAUGCUCCUGGUGGCCAUCCUGAGUGCGAUAGCGUCCGGCGUACCCUUUCCAUUGAUCGGUAUCCUGUUCGGUCAGCUCCUCGACGAUUUCAACGCGGCGACAUGUAAAUCAGGCGACUCCUCUGGCGACGGCGAGCAAGGGAGCAUCAACGACAAGAUCCUGAUUAUCGUAUAUUUGGCAAUCGCUCAGUUCGUCCUUAUCUACAUCCAUCUUUCGUUUUGGACUCUAAAUGGCGCUCGGCUGGCGCAGCGACUGCGAGAAUCCUACCUGCAAAACCUCCUUCGACAGGAACCCUCGUUUUUUGACAACCUUCCUCCGGGAGAGGUAGCCUCUCGACUCAAUGGCGACAUCCAGACGAUUCGUUCCGGCACGUCCGAGAAAGUGGGAAUUUGUCUCGCGAGUUUCUCGUUCUUCGUUACGGCCUAUAUCGUUGCAUUUAUUAAGGACACCAAACUUGCAGGAAUGCUUGUUUCGUUGAUUCCGGCCUAUUUCCUGAUGUCGUUUGUCGGAAGCCACUAUAUCGAGAAAUACUCAGGUCUGAUGUCGGAAUAUGCCGCUACCGCCGCUUCGAUAGCUUCAGAAGCGCUUUCAAACUUCACCGUUGUCCAGGCCUUUGGCGCAAACGACCGCUUGGAGGAGAAAUUCUCCAAGGCGCUCAAGUCCUCGGAAAAGGAAGGGCUGAAAAAGGCUACGGCAGUUGGCAUACAGUCUGGAGUUCUGUAUUUCGUCGCUUAUUCUGCGAACGGUUUGGCGUUCUGGGAAGGCAGCAGACAGGUUGCCCGCACAGUGAACGGCGAGCCUGGCGGUGUUACUGUCGGCGCUACGUUCACGGUCAUCUUCAUUCUAGUUGAAGCGACCCUGCUUCUGAGUCAAGUCGCACCAUUCCUUCACCUGUUCACUGCAGGAGUUGCCUCGUACGAGAAAUUGCAUGCAGACAUCAAUCGCCAGCCGCUGAUUGAUGGAACUACUCCUUCAGGAAGCCGCCUCACCCAGGCUGGUGGGUUCGAGCUAAACGAAGUCUCAUUUAGCUAUCCCUCACGGCCUGAGGUCACCGUCCUCGACAAGGUUUCCCUCAGCAUACCUCCCAACAAACAUACUGCAAUUGUAGGCCUUUCGGGAAGUGGAAAGUCGACAAUCGCCGGCCUGGUUACAAGGCUGUAUGAUCCCACGGAAGGGCAAAUCUUGUUCGAUGGCCAUGAUCUUCGCGACGUCAAUACUCGUGACUUGAGAAGUUUUGUCAGUUUGGUGCAGCAAGAGCCGAACCUUUUGGACCGUUCCAUCCUGGAGAACAUCGCACAUGGUUUGGUCAAUUCGAGCAAUCCCAGCCAUACGCCUCUGAGAGCAGCCCUUCUCAGCUCCGACAUUGCGGACAUCGCUAGCGAAGUUAGGGAGGGAAAAGAUUUAAUGGAAGCGGCUGAGAAAAGGGGCCCAGAGUUCGUUGAGAUUGCCAAACUGGUCCAGAAAGCCGCGCAGCUCGCGGAUGCAGAAGCUUUCAUUCUUGCACUGCAACAUGGAUAUGGCACACUUGUUGGAUCCAGUGGGAGGUUGAUCAGUGGUGGUCAGAAACAACGAAUCUCCCUUGCGAGAGCCCUUGUCAAGGAUCCAGCCGUACUUAUUCUGGACGAAGCAACGGCCUCUCUGGAUUCGCGAAGUGAACAACGUAUUCAAAGGGCUAUUUCUAACAUAGCUAGCGGACGAACCAUGAUUACUAUUGCUCAUCGUCUAUCCACAAUUACCAAUGCGGAUAAUAUCGUCGUUAUGCACAAGGGCCAUAUCGUGGAACAGGGGAACCAUGCAACAUUGAUGGCAAAAGAUGGGGCUUAUGCUGAUCUAGUCAAACUGCAAACGCUAUCCACUACUGACAAGAAUGAAUCUACAACCAGUGUUGAUACUAUCAGCAAAACUGAUCAGAUCUCGUCGGACGGCGACCUCGAGUCGAGCAGUCUUACUGACGGUCCCAGAUUUAUCGAGGAUGAGAAGAAGCCUGAAACAACUGAAACUCCGGUUACCGACUCAACAGAAGAGCCUGAAGAACCUGAUACGCCAAACAAAUCCUUAUGGGCUCUCGUUAAGGGUUAUGCGCCGACUCUGAGGCCGCAUUUGCUUUUUCUCCUCCUUGCGCUGCUGGGCUCCAGUAUUGUUGGCGGUGCAUUUUCUGGUGAAGCCGUGAUUUUUGGAAAUACUGUUGGAAGUUUGAAUCCAUGCAACAGUGCGGAUUACAUCCGAUCCAAGGGAAACUUUUUCGGACUCAUGUUCUUCGUGUUGGCGAUCAUCGAGUUCUUUGCGAACGUUGUUAGUUGGACCGGAUUUGGAUGGGUGUCGGAGAAAGUAGUCUACACUGUCCGAGUUCUAUCCUUCCGGUCACUGAUGGAGCAAGAUCUCCAGUGGCACCAAUCGAAAGGUCGCUCACCACCCUUGCUCCUCUCAUACAUCACCAGAGAUGGCAACGCUUUGGCUGGACUAAGCGGCUCUGUCGUCGGCACACUGUUUUCAAUUACUGUUAAUCUCAUCGCAGCGAUUAUCUUGACGCACAUCAUUGCAUGGAGGAUUGCUCUGGUUUGCCUCGCUCUAGUUCCACUGCUGCUUGGUGCCGGUCUUAUGGAACUCCAUAUACUCGGGAAGUUCGAGGAGCGUCACGAGAACGCUUAUACCAAGUCGGUCGACAUUGGUGUUGAAGCCAUCACCUCCAUCAAAACGAUUGCAUCUCUUUCCCUUGAAGAUGAGACACUGAAGACCUACCAACGGUCCCUGAAGGGUCCUCGUAAGGAAACGCUUACAGUUACUCUACAGGCAAGCUUUUGGCAGGCGAUGACCUACUUCCUGGGUAACCUCGUGAAUGCGUUAGCCUACUGGUGGGGUUCCAAACAAAUCUUGGCGGGCAAUUAUACCCAGACUCAGUUCUUAAUUGUGGUGUUUUCCCUGCUUGUUAGUGCUUUGCUUUGGAGUCAAAUGUUUGCUCUUGCGCCAGAGCUUUCGGCAGCACGAGCUGCAAUGGCCAGGUUACUGGGUCUUAUUGAGAUAGGGUCAGAUAAGAUGCAAGGACACGUACCCCCUCGCUCCCUUACGGCAUCGUCUUCAGGGGAGGAAGAGGCAGCUGUCGAAACUAAGCAACAUGCAUCAGACAGCAAAGCCUCCAGCGUCCAGCUUCGCGACGUUCACUUUGCGUACCCAGCCCGACCAGACAUUAAGGUUAUGAACGGGUUGACUAUUGACAUCAAGCCCGGAAAGUUCGCCGCCCUCGUCGGUCCCAGUGGUGCAGGCAAGUCCACAAUCAUUUCACUAGUUGAACGCCUUUACACGCCGCAAUCUGGCUCGAUCCUCGUCGACGGCGUGGACAUUACCAAGCAUCGGGAUGUCGGCUUCCGAGACUCAAUCGCUCUGGUGCCCCAGGAAAGCGUCCUCUUCGAAGGGACCAUCAAAUUCAACAUUAGCCUCGGCGCCAAACCAGGCCACGAGGUUUCGCAGGGGGACAUUGAAAAAGCUUGCAAACUAGCAAACAUCCACGAUACCAUUGCCGCCCUUCCCGACGGCUACGACACCCUCUGCGGUCCCAACGGGAGCCAGUUUUCCGGAGGCCAGAAACAGCGCCUCUCUAUCGCCAGAGCUCUUGUUCGGAAACCGAAGCUGCUUAUCCUUGACGAGUCAACUAGCGCUCUUGACGCGGAGUCUGAGAAACUGCUGCAGGAUGGGCUCGAAAAGGCUGCUAAGGGAAUCACAGUCAUUGCCAUUGCGCAUCGUUUGCAUACAAUCAAGAAGGCGGAUGUCAUCUUUUUGAUUGAGGGAGGUCGGUGUGUUGAACAUGGCACACAUGAGGAGUUACUGGCCAGGUCAGAGAGCUACAGGGCUAAUGUUAUGCACCAGACUGUGGCUACAUGA
This is a messenger RNA of Aspergillus nidulans FGSC A4, 4134 nucleotides long. RefSeq names its product ABC transporter ATP-binding protein. Gene Ontology annotation, biological process: transmembrane transport. The record is from RefSeq and is a predicted model, not a curated record. Gene Ontology annotation, cellular component: plasma membrane; membrane. The transcript has 3 exons. Bases 1 to 4134 code for a protein of 1377 amino acids. Gene Ontology annotation, molecular function: ATP hydrolysis activity; ATP binding; nucleotide binding. NCBI's taxonomy places the organism in Eukaryota, Fungi, Ascomycota, Eurotiomycetes, Eurotiales, Aspergillaceae.